CAGCGCCGCCGCGUCGCUCCCGGGGACGGGCGAGCCGGCGAGAAGAUGCUGAGCAGAUUGAUGAGCGGCAGCAGCAGGAGCCUGGAGCGCGAGUACAGCUGCACGGUGCGGCUGCUGGACGACAGCGAGUACACCUGCACCAUCCAGAGAGAUGCCAAAGGCCAGUACCUGUUUGACCUCCUUUGCCACCACCUGAACCUACUUGAGAAAGACUAUUUUGGGAUCCGCUUUGUGGACCCAGAUAAGCAGCGGCAUUGGUUGGAGUUUACAAAGUCUGUGGUGAAGCAACUGAGGUCCCAGCCUCCAUUCACCAUGUGCUUCCGUGUGAAAUUUUACCCUGCAGACCCUGCUGCCCUGAAAGAAGAAAUAACCAGGUAUUUAGUCUUCCUACAGAUCAAAAGGGAUCUCUACCACGGCCGCCUUCUCUGUAAGACAUCUGAUGCUGCCUUGUUAGCAGCGUACAUCCUUCAAGCGGAGAUUGGGGAUUAUGACCCAGGGAAACACCCUGAAGGCUACAGCUCCAAGUUCCAGUUUUUUCCUAAACAUUCAGAGAAGCUGGAAAAGAAAAUUGCUGAGAUUCACAAGACCGAGCUCAGUGGUCAGACACCAGCAACAUCUGAGCUGAACUUCUUAAGAAAAGCACAGACGCUGGAGACGUACGGAGUGGAUCCUCACCCGUGUAAGGAUGUGUCAGGAAAUGCUGCAUUUCUGGCCUUCACUCCUUUUGGGUUUGUUGUUCUUCAAGGAAACAAGAGGGUUCACUUCAUUAAAUGUAUCCUGUUUGCCUCUUUUACUGCAGCCAUUCACUGGGCUGGUGGCUUCAAGGAUUUUUCUACAAUAACCCCUAAGUCCCUUUCCUGGAAUGAGGUGACCAAGCUGAAAUUUGAAGGAAAGACUUUCUAUUUAUACGUAAGUCAGAAAGAGGAAAAAAAAAUUAUUCUCACAUAUUUUGCUCCAACUCCAGAAGCCUGCAAGCACCUCUGGAAAUGUGGCAUCGAGAACCAAGCCUUCUACAAGCUGGAGAAAUCAAGUCAAGUCCGCACGGUUUCCAGCAGCAAUUUAUUCUUCAAAGGGAGCCGGUUUCGAUACAGUGGCCGAGUUGCUAAGGAAGUCAUGGAGUCAAGUGCCAAGAUCAAACGGGAACCACCAGAAAUACAUAGAGCGGGGAUGGUUCCCAGCCGGAGCUGUCCCUCCAUAACCCAUGGCCCACGGCUGAGCAGCGUCCCCAGGACCCGCAGAAGAGCUGUUCACAUCUCCAUCAUGGAAGGCCUUGAGUCCCUGAGAGACAGUGCCCACUCCACUCCGGUGCGUUCCUCUUCCCAUGGGGACACCUUCCUGCCGCAUGUGAGAAGCAGCCGGGCAGACAGCAGUGAGCGCGUAGCUGUGAUCGCCGACGAGGCCUACAGCCCGGCAGACAGUGUGCUGCCCACCCCCGUGGCCGAGCACAGCCUGGAGCUGAUGCUGCUCUCGAGGCAGAUCAACGGAGCCACGUGCAGCAUCGAGGAGGAGAAGGAGUCGGAGGCCAGCACCCCAACCGCUGUAGAGGUGGAGGCCCUUGGAGGAGAGCUGAGGGCCCUGUGUCAGGGGCACAGCAGGCCCGAGGAGGAACAGAAAAUAGAACUGGAUGAACUAAGAGAUGCAAGAAACUGACCCUGAGAAAAGCAUCAGAAAAUAGAAUACCAAGAACAGCCCUGGAUGGAACCAGGAAAAGAAUCUCUUUAAAUAGGAUUCCUAAGAGAUGCCUACACGACAGAAGGUGAAUACGACAUGGCAGAGACCAACACUUAGCUGUAGACAUGCGGCCCCUAGUGUCACCCCAGGGCUCUGGGAAAGCACUGCCCCAAGUCACAGAAGCACAGGCACACCAAAGGUGAGUGUGAGGCCCGAGGCCCAGCAGCGCCCCGCCCCACCCCCUUCAAACCUAUCGCACACAAGAUCUUGUUUUCAUCUCAGGGAGAGAUCUCUAAGUCACCUGGGGCCCCAGGACUUACCUAAGGCCAGUCCGUGGACAUACUCCUGGGAUCUGCACAGUGGAGCAAGCUGUUGGCAUCUUAGGAUGUUGGGCAAUCCCAGAUACAGAACCAGCUGGGUCAUAUGUUUGAUCUCUUCUGUCACCUGAGGUGGUAGGACCACAUCUGUUUCAGAAUAUAGCAGCCAUGGGAAAAAUCAGGGUUUAGGGAGGUAGCAAGAAAUGGAUUUCCAUAAUUUUAAAGAAGAUGCCUUUCUCAUCCAGCCUAGAAAUCAGCAAACUUCUGAAAAAUGUCAGAUUACAUUUUAACUUGGUUUUGUGGACAACCACUGCACAAAAACAGCCACAGAUAGUACAUAUAUGAAGGAGCAUGUAUUUUAUAAAACCCACAGGGCUAGGGGUAUAGCUCAGUGUUGACCUAACGUGAGCAAGGCCCCGGGUUCAGUCCCCACCGUCACAUAAAACGGAGCGGUGGCGCACACCUGUGACUCCAGGUGCACUUGGGCAGAAGAGGCAGAAGGACCAGAGGCUCAAAACCACCCCAGCUAUAUACUGAGACCCUGUCUCAAAAGACCAGCAUGCUGAAGUUGGCUCCCAGGCCAUAAUAUGCCACCCUGGAUCUAGACAAUGCAACUGACCAACAUGUUAGAAGAGGGUUGGCUCUGCUCCAAUCCUUGUCCUGUAUGAGAGACCCAGAACCACUUCCCAGGAGGGACACCAGGGUGGUUUGUUUACAAGGGUACUCCAACAACCAACCAGCAGAGACAUCUAGUGCCAAGACGAGAGAGACCAAGUACUGGGAUUACUAAAGUGAGAAUCUGAGAAACAAUUUGGACAGAAUUAAAACAUACCACAUGACAAGACAAGAGGGACAGCCUAAUAAAAGUUAGGGAUGCUUUAUUAAAAGCAACUAGUCAAUGCCAGUUGUCAUCUGCAUAGUGAAGGCUUUACUUGACACAGGACUGAUGUGAACAGUUCACUCAGAGAUAAAAGGCUGUCAGGAAACAAGGGGCUGGUGUAAACCUGGACUUCUACUACUGUCGUAUGCAGAUCACCUUCUAGGGUCCUGCUCCUGCCUCAGUCUGUAGAACCAUGUCUAUGCAGUGAGUUGUAGCCUUGUCCCUGACCUUUCACACCCACAAGGAGAGACAGGGAGCUGCCAAUGUCUGAGUCUUUACUCACCCCCAGUUCUGUGGAGUCGUCCAUUCCACUCUCUACAGCAAACCAAGACCUUUAGGUUGUUUUUCUUCCAAGGUUUACCCCAGAAAAUAUGAACAGAAAACUUUCCUUCAAUUUGGUUUUCAAUAGUGCUUGACUAACAAACUCCCUUUGUUGGUGACUUAGUCUUUUUCAGGAUUUCCCCAUCGUUAAAAAUUGUUCAAGUUUUUCAUCUGGUUUUACUGUGCUCUAUGUCACUCAUUUCUCAAAAUUAGUCUCACUGUAGAAAAAGCAAUGGCUUGCAUAAGAUCGUCUGUCAGAGGAAAGACCUCCUGCUGAAGAACAGUGUACUGCAGCUUUAAGCAGUGGAGGGUAAACUACCUGCAAAUGUGAAUUUCUUAGAUUCAUUUAAAAAUAUAUAGUUGUUAACCUUUUGUGUGCCAAAAACUCUUAUGUCACAUUUUCCUUCAAAGCAAUGUACUUUUUUCUACAUAUGCAGUAUGUAGUUAGCAUAAAAUCAUUGGUGCCAUGAAAAUUAUUUUUAAACUUAAAUAAAAUUUAAAUGCCAUGAAA
Messenger RNA from Jaculus jaculus (lesser Egyptian jerboa), 3700 nucleotides. RefSeq names its product FERM domain containing 5 (gene Frmd5). Lineage: Eukaryota; Metazoa; Chordata; Mammalia; Rodentia; Dipodidae. The record is from RefSeq and is a predicted model, not a curated record. Gene Ontology annotation, cellular component: cytoskeleton. The coding region runs from base 46 to 1650 and encodes 534 amino acids. The transcript is spliced from 16 exons. Gene Ontology annotation, molecular function: cytoskeletal protein binding.